This is a messenger RNA of Trichomonas vaginalis G3, 1365 nucleotides long. RefSeq names its product armadillo (ARM) repeat-containing protein family. Lineage: Eukaryota; Parabasalia; Trichomonadida; Trichomonadidae. The record is from RefSeq and is a predicted model, not a curated record. The transcript has a single exon. The coding region runs from base 1 to 1365 and encodes 454 amino acids.
AUGGGAGAUGAGUACAAAGAAGAGAAUAUUCUCAAUGAAUCAUUGCAUAAUAUUGCUUCAGAUCUGCCAUGUGGUGAUGAAAAUGAAUCUUUGAUACGUGGAGAUAAUGUACAAAACUUUGAUUUAAUUAACCUUGCAUAUAAAGAAGGAAAUAUGGACCUAUUUCAGCAAAAUAUUGUUUUAUUUACAUCAAAUAGUCAAUGCUUUCAAAUGUGUGAUUCAACAUUAUUUUUUCAUCAUGAAAUACCAAAUAUUAUUUCCGAUGUUUUAAACCAUGCAGAUUCUCUCUAUACGGAAGAUCCAAAUAGAUUGAGAAGUAUAAUCCUGCGAUUUAUUAAUAGUUUUAUUAUUCAAAAAAAUCGAGAAUUUUUAGAAUCCUUUUUAACACAAGAUUUCUUUACUGAUUAUAUCACAAUUAUUCAAUUGCGUGAUGUGGAACUAUUCAUUCUAGUUUCUUCACUAAUAGUCGAAUGUUUCAAAUUUGAUGAAAAAUAUUUACAACAGUUUGUUGAAUCAAUACCAAUACAGACAAUACAUGAAGUAUUAGCAUAUAAUAGGCUAUCAGUUGGUCAGCAAAACAAAAUUUUGGACAUAAUAUUUUACAUUUUUUCAAAAAACGCACAAUUAUUUGAAAUUGACGAUGUCAUCAAAUUUUUAGAGAAUAUUUUUUCGAUUCAGAUUGAAUUUAAGAAAAAAUUACAUUUAAUUGAAAUUUUAUCAGAAUAUCCGGAUCUAUUACCAACAAUUGGUGCAAAUGAAUGCAUAUUUGAGUUUGUUACUGAUCUUCUUGAGAAUCUCAAUCCAGAAAUCAAAAAAUCAUCAAUAAUUAUUCUAACAAAAUUAUUUGUUCAUCCAGAUUGUGAUUUAUUCAUUGAUUUAGAGCGAAUAGCCGAGAUUAUUGAUCAUUCUGAGAAAGAACUCUCUCAAUCUGCUCUAGAACUUGUACAAGUCAUGUGUUCAAAUUUGCAUUGUAUUUCUUAUUUGAUUGACAACAACGUGAUUGAACUUUUGAGAUCAUAUUGCGAUAAGAGUUUUAUGCAUAAGAGAAUAACAGCUAUUGCAGUAUCCAAUCUUAUUUUGAACACUGAAGCUUCGAUUUAUGAGAUUCUUUUUAAUCACGGGAUCAUGGAAGUUCUAAUUAGUUCUGUGGCUGUUGAUGAUGAUGAAAUUACGAAGUCUGUUCUCACAGCACUUCUUUAUUUCAUUGCUGUAAAAGAUCAACCAGAUUUGUUUGCAAAAGUUGUCGAAGAGUUCAAUAGAAAUAAUGGCCCUGAUAUGCUAGAUUCUGUUGAUGACUCGGAUGACCAAAUUUAUGCUAUUUUAGGAAAAAUUAAAGAAAUUAUUAUUGGUGAAGAAGAAGAAUAA